AUGUGGAAGAUGGCAGUAGCUGGAGCGCUCGUCGUGCUCGUGGCUGGCGUUUCAGGGUGGGAGUCAUGGAAGGAGGUGGAAGUUGAAGGCCCCGGUCCGAGAGCAUGGGCCACCUUCACCAACGUGGAAAGCCAUGGGUCACUACUUUUCGGUGGCCACGAUGGCUACGGCUCUCUCUCGGAUGUGUGGCGGUUUGCAGGUUCUGUGUGGAACUUGCUCCUGACAUCAGGACUGUCACCUGCUUCACGCUCUCAGCAUGCUUCCGCAGCUGUUGGGAAGGAUUUCUAUGUCUUUGGUGGGCAACAUGGGACAACCAUCAUGAGUGAUAUGUGGCAUUUUGAGCCAGCCGCACGAAUCUGGUCCCAGAUUACGUACAGCAGCGAGCUCAAUCCGGCUCCUCGCAGUGGACACAUCAUGGAGUGCGCGCCAGAUCAAAGUGCUUUGUUUGUGUUUGGAGGAGUUGUUCAAUUUGCAACGUCUACGUCGUGCACGCAUUCCGGAGAGUUCUGGUCCUUGGACCUGGCGAGCCUGUCUUGGAAACAACCUGAAGCCACCACCAGCCUUCCAAGUCAAAGAAGCCGAGCGGCUAGUGGUGUGUCAAAGCGACGGAACCUGAUGUUCGUGUUUGGCGGAAGGUUUUCAUGUCACGAUUAUACAAGCAGUGUGCGUAACGACCUGUGGAUUUAUGCUUUCGCUGCCAACAGCUGGAGCCCGGUUUCUGCCGCAAAUGGGCCCGGGCGUCUACAAGGCAGCAACAUGAUGUAUAGCGAGCUAUCAGAUCAGCUGUUUAUCCACGGAGGCCAGUAUGGCUACACACUUUCUUCCGUACUCUACCAGCUUGACCUAACUGCUGGCCAAUGGCACACCCUGGCUGCGCCAUCCGGCCGUUAUGGCUCUGCUGGGGUAUUGAUCCAAUCCACCAUUGUCAUCUUUGGCGGAGUGUCCUCUUUAACCGAUUACAAGGACGAUGCCUGGAGCUAUGAGCUCUCGGUCAGGAAAAUCUGCGGCAGGGGCCAAGUCUUCAACGGCACCAAUUGCUCGGACU
Molecule: messenger RNA, 1045 nt
Organism: Symbiodinium natans
Lineage: Eukaryota; Dinophyceae; Suessiales; Symbiodiniaceae
Source: the annotation of a GenBank genome assembly